CGCAGCUGAGGAGGAACACAGCACUCAGGGAACAAGACAAGGAAGCUGACAAAAUAAGAGCACUAGACAGGAACUAAGGACAGUAAAUACUAAACACAGAGGAAACAUACAAAUUCAGAGGGAAAAACUAAAACAUAGACAAACUGUCAGGGGAAAGCCUGACAGUGGGGCCGUUAAAAAAUAACCUGCGGGCCACACUUUGGACACCCCUGGUUUACCGUGACACGGCCUGAAAAUAUGGAGAUAUUAAUAAAAGGCCGUAUCGCCCAGCCUUAGAAGAGACCACCAGCUUGUUUACAUCACGUUGGCAAUGGAAUGUUGACAAGAUAAGUCCGGCUCAUGAUCAUGAUGGCGUCUCUGCAGAUAGCGUCAUCUGCCUUCUGCGUAUCUUUUUGGCACAUCGCUGCUACUAGACGAGCAUGGUAACAAGGACCUGGGCUGACUCACUCGCUCACCAGGGGGUCAUUUGCGGGAAGUUAGUAUGUGGGGAAAUAACAUUCCCAGAGAGGCUGACCUCAAUUUAUUCCACAGGCGGCUUGUACCUCAAGCAAAUAAGUUUGUUUGUUUGUCAGCGAGGUUACAUACACAAAUCAUUAUGCAGAUUGUAUAUCAUCUUACAUCUUAAAGCAGUGUUUUUCAACCUUUUUUUGAGCCAAGGCACAUUUUUCGCGUUGAAAAAAAUGCGGAGGCACACCAGCAGCAGAACUCAUUAAAAAAACAGAACUCAGUUGUCGCAAUUGUUGGAUAUGACUUUAAAGCAUCACUAUAGCUCUUGUCUCAAAGUAAGUGUACUGUCACCACCUGUCACAUAUAUUGUGAAAGUCCAGUCCUUAGUGGAUCUAACAUAAUAGUGUGAGAGUCCAGUCCAUAGUGGAUCUAACAUAAUUGUGAGAGUCCAGUCUGUAGUGCAUCUAACAUAGUAGUGUGAGAGUCCAGUCCAUAGUGGAUCUAACAUAAAAGUGAGAGUCCAGUCCAUAGUGGAUCUAACAUAAUAGUGAGAGAGUCUAGUCCAUAGUGGAUCUAACAUAACAAACAAUAUAACAAAAGUGGGCAAUAUAGCAAGAUGGCGGCGCCCGGACGGGCUGCGACACUGCGGUGCUCUUGCUAAAGAUGGAACAUUUGGCGGAAAUGCCGGACAGUUCUGCAGACUUCAUGGCUGGCUCGCAUCGUGGUCACUCCGUGAUCACGUACGACUGCCAGACACUUCUGGAUAUGGACAUAUCGGGCCGUUUUGGACUGAUAGACGCGUGCGUGUUAACUAGCAUGGGAAUACGUCGGCGGCUACAUCCAGCGGCCUGUGAAGCAGCGGAGUCUAGUAGCAGCGGGGGCCGUCUACGGAGCAGACGCCAGCGGUGUGAUCGGAUGUUGAGCGGGGCUAAAACAAAGCAGAAGGCUAAUCCCCACAGAACACCACUUCCCUCCACCCUGAAGACGGAUUUAAAUAAAGGAUGCGAGACUACUGGUCUGGCGAGCAGCAUUUCACGCAAAUGGAGACCGAAGAGGAUGCACCGCCACCCGCAAUCGACCAGGUCGCUGUGUGCGAGCACUGCUAUCAGUGGCGGCGGCCCGACAACCACCGCGUGAGGCUGCGACCCAAGCGGCAGCCGUCCGUGAGGCUGCAGAGGGUCCUACGCAGGAGAGCCAGGGGGAAAACACUCAGCGUGGCGCACAGACGUCUGCUCAACCGCUUUCACAAGUCGGCCUCGGUGCUGAUGGCCACCUGUCACACUUGCAACAGGACGUCCAGGCACAGAGGACUGAACCGAGAGUUCUUACCCACCUCGGCUAAAAGGGACAGCGCUCCAGGGAGUGCGGGCAAACGCGACAAGACCCCGCAAUCGGCCCACAGAGCCCCCGCGACCACGCCCAAGACCCCCAGCCACACCCCCAGGUCUUCUCACUCCAGCACUCCUGGAUCAGCCUCCUCCUCCUCCAAGACCUCCAGGGCCAAAACCUGGGUGGUCCAGCGUCUCAGCAAGAUCCUCAGUCAGGAGGACAAGCCCAGCAGCAAGAAGGGGAGCUUGAAGGACUUCCUCUCCUCGCUUUGAGUCGCAUCUUUGACAUCUUUUGCCCCCCAAAAAACACCCAACCUACUUUAAGGUUGUCGAGCCAGUGUGGGAGGGGCUUCAGUGCGCCCACCUGCGCCCCCUUCAGGUGUGCGAUGUCACGCCAUCCUGCGCCGAGCAAGUGUCGCAUUUCCUACGGGGGGGGGGAUUUUUGCUCCACUCUGGAAUAUUUGAGGAAUUGUUGAGUAUUCAUCUUUGCCACUGUCAAGAGUUACUGUCAAUUCCGGACUGUAAGCCGCUACGUUUUUCCUACGCUUUGGGCCCCGCGGCUUGUAAAAUGGUGCUGCUAAUUUACGGAUUUUUAUUAAUGUUAUCUGUUUAAGGUUUUCUUUAAACGCAAGCAGAGACUCUAAAAGAAAAUGUUCUUUUCACUGCAGGUGAAAAUGUACUUCCUGUUUUAAUGCUUUGAACCGGAAGUAAAAAAAAAUCAUUGGAUUGAUUCUCGCCAUUUUAAGCAACGUUAGCACGUUUUACAAUAUAACUAAAACUAGUCUUACGUACUAAACAGUCCCCACGUGUGUGAUGUCUGUCGGAGUGUUUUCAUGCAUAUUUGUACGCGCCACCGUGAUGUACUCAAACUAGCGUCGUUUGCAUUAGCUAAUAUGCUAAGACAUUUACGAGCAUCUGUGUUAGUAUUCUUUUUGUUUUGUUUGAUUUAUUUGAUUGUUACAGACGUCGUUUGGAAACAAAUAAGAUAUAUAAACAUUUACCAAAUAUUUGUGUGUAAAUAACUAAUUUCACUAUGUGUAUAUCUGCCGUACUUGCCAACCUUGAGACCUCCGAUUUGGGUAGGUGGGGGUUUGGAGGCAUGGUUAAGAGGGGAGGAGUAUAUAUGAAAUACUUGAAGUCAAGUAUUUCAUAUAUAUAUGUAUAUAUGAAAUACUUGACUUUCUGUGAAUUCUAGCUAUAUAUAUAUAUAUAAAUAAAAUAAAUACUUGAAUUUCAGUGUUCAUUUAUUUACACAUACACACACACAACACCCAUCUACUAAUUGUUGAGUUAAGGGUUGAAUUGUCCAUCUUUGGUCUAUUCUUUGUCACUAUUUUCCUAACCAUAUGCAUAUACGGUAGAAGGCAGUAUUGUCCUGUUUAAGAGUGUCACAACAUUGCUGUUUACGGCAGACGAACUGCUUUACGGUAGACGAAAAAGUGACUGCUGUUGUUGUGUGUUGUUACCGCGCUGGGAGGACGUUAAUGAGACCGCCUAACAAUAAACCCACAUAAGAAACCAAUAACUCGCCCUCCAUCAUUCUACAGUUAUAAUGUCAUUGGGCAGGCUCACUGUUUAUAUUGUGGGAAAGCGGACGUGAAAACAGGCUGGAGGGGGCGUGGCCUCCAGCUCCGCGUGAAUUUCGGGAGAAAAUUUGUCCCGGGAGGUUUUCGGGAGAGGCGCUGAAUUUUGGGAGUUUCCCGGAAAAUCCGGGAGGGUUGGCAAGUAUGACAUCUGCGCCUUAUAGUCUGGUGCGGCUAAUACAUGGAGAAAUAUUUUUUUUCUUUUAAAAUUUAGUGGGUGUGGCUUAUAUACCGGUGUAGUCUAUAGUUCGGAAAAUACGGUAUUUCCUUAGUGUUAGUUCACACAAUAAAAAUGUCGCGAGAGUAGUCACUAUGCAUUGUUAACCGCCUAGUGCUAGCAGUUUUUUACUGUUGUGAGCUGGUCAAUAUGCAAAGAUAACUUUUGCAUUUCUUUCUUUUACAUUUACGUUAGUGUCUUUUUGCUUUUAUUUGACAUAAAAACAUGGAAAUAAGAGUCACUGCCAUAACAUGAGGUAUUUUUUUUUAGCUUUUUUGCUGCAACACAUUAAUCAUUUCUGUCAUCUUUUAUUUUGUUCGUUUUUCCAUUGUAAAUGAGACAUUUCCUAAAUAUUUAUUGAAAGAUAUUACAUAGCGGAGGGCUUAUUUCAUUGUAACACAUCGGGUAUUAUUGCAGUGUCGGCACUCUAUUCUGAGAAGUUGGCAUUUAUUUUUCAAAAUAAGCUCUGUUUUUGUUGGGUUUUGCCAUAAUUAUUGCAUCAACAUUUGAAUGAUUUCCAAUGAUGACGUUUGUCAUUUGUCUACCUGAUUUUUUUAAGUGUUUUUUGGUAAUUAAUAGAUGACAAUCCAAAUACUUUUUCUGCUUUUUCUACUGUCUUCAUCAUAUUAUAGUGAUGUAUUAUGCUUGAAUUUAAUACCUCAAUUUUUUACUUCUUCUUCGAUGUGACUCUGAAAUAAACAAUUUCAUACAGCAAA
This is a messenger RNA of Nerophis ophidion (straightnose pipefish), 4291 nucleotides long. It is a transcript of the gene rmp24, whose product is annotated as linkage group 04 C18orf21 homolog. The transcript is spliced from 5 exons. The record is from RefSeq and is a predicted model, not a curated record. NCBI's taxonomy places the organism in Eukaryota, Metazoa, Chordata, Actinopteri, Syngnathiformes, Syngnathidae. The coding region runs from base 1449 to 2048 and encodes 199 amino acids.